GAGAGAAGGAGAGUAAUUCGCGGUAAGAACGCCGCGACCGGUUGAAGGCGCGCGAGAAUAUGCGCGAGAGACGGUUCUGAGUUCUGAGAGCGAGCCAUGGAGGACGCAGCAGCACCAGCAGCACCAGCAGCAUCAGCAACGACAGCGCAGGAUACCUGCUUCGGGGCGGGCAGCAUAGCCGGAGCCGUGAUCGGGACCUUUCUGACGACGAUCCUUCUGCUCGCCGUCGCCGCGUUUCUCUACAGGCAGUGGCGCCGGCGUAAGAGUAAACACUUGGUGCUAGUGACAGAUCCCGAGAUCGCCGAGGAUGCGUACGCCUUCGACAAUCCCUGCUUCAAGGAUGCCACGCCUGCGGCGGUCGGUCGCGUCACAGAGAAACCGUCAUCAGCUGUAUCCGGGGACACGCCCGCGAAGGAUUCCACGCGAUGGUCCACACCUUGGACGUCCCUGGGCCUCGGCUCGGCAAUCCGCAGCGAUAAACGCCGAACCCUCGACGACUCCUACGUCGGACCCAAGGCCACCAGGGUUAGCGUGGUCAGUCUGCGUAGCCAUGACUUUACCGGCCUGGGUUUUAACAUAUGCGGCAACAUGAGAGAGGGCAUCUUCGUCAAGGACCUGUUGCACCGCGGACCCGCAUCCGAAUCUGGGCGAAUACAUCCUGGCGACCGUAUCACCAGCGUGAAAAUCAGCUUCCGCAACAUGGUAUACGAGGAUGCGUUGACGAUCUUGAGCUACGCCUCACCGUACGACGUAGAGUUGGAAGUGGAGAGCGGUGGUAGCGGUUCUAAGCCGACGACGUUGCUGAAGAAGAGCGUGGGUCCGACUCCAACGAGGAUCUGCCAUCCUCUCUACAGGAGCCAGUCAAUCCCGGAGCUGUCGCGGGGGGGUCAUAAAAACGUUGCGAAACGACUCUUCAUAGCCGAUCCGAACGAGUCCAUGGGUUCCAAUUACUCAACGAUGAACUCGACUCUAAAGUCUUCGAAAUCGACACCGGGCAGCGGGCAGAGCCUCGAGAGGCGUCACGACGAGGCGAAGAACAAUCACCAUCAUAAGUUUGGCAUCAAGGUGCUACCAGCAUUGGAUGGCACCGUGCAUCGUAUUGAGAAUCAGAAUGAGCACAAUACAAACCUGGAGAGAAGGCACUCGCGCAAGAUGGACGCGGAGAAGCUGCUGACGAAUAGGCAAUCCGGGACUUUGAGUGAUACUGAUGAGAACAAACUCUGCAAUGAACGUCUUCAGCAACGCGCAGACGGUGUCUCAGUAAAGAUUACUGACGACGUUCACAGCGUCGACGUACCGGACAAAGGUAGCAAGAACGCUGACGGAGGACUUAACAUACCGUCGGAGGUACCGACGGAGGUGCACAAUGCUGCUAUGGCAGCUCGUAGAAACCGAAAGAGCAGUUCUGAGCCCUUGAAUAUGCAAAAGAUCAGCUCGUCCGAUUCCGACAGUGCCAAGAGUCCUCAGAAGAAUAAGCGGAAAGCACCGGCGCCGCCGAAGAGUACCAACGAAAUCGCGAUGCUAUCCGCAAAGAAAGACGCCAUAGAUACCAUCGACAGUAUCGCUGAUUACUCGGAGUCAUUGUGUGAUUACGUAAACAAAGCGCGUGAAAAUACGAACGCCGCCGCGGAUGCCCGAAGACACCGUCUGGAAAAUCAAUCGGUAAACAGACGGAAUUCCGAGUCAGACACUGAUAACGAAAUGCAAAACAGCUUUACAAUUGAAUUAAAUUCGGCGGAUAUCACAAUUCAUCGCACGCCUGUGCCAGAGGCAGAUGACGAUGAGGAUGAGGAUGACAUGUACAGGAAAGCAGCCAGUCUGGGCGACCUGUCCAAAUACGAGAACAAGACCGCGACGACCCUGGAGAGGGCACAGAGCCUUGACAUGAGCGCCGACACCGGGACGAAGAAGCGCAAAGCACCGCUGCCGCCCGAAGACAUCAAUGAGUCCACUGAGGAUCUUACGAAGCUUGAUCAGAUUGACACGUUUGAUCGACGGAAGCUAAAGAAGUCGAAUGAGUGGGGUACUUUGGAGGAUGUAUUUUGGGGCGAAGCUGCCACCGAAACGGAAGAGAAAACGCAUGAAAAAGUACAUACGAGAAAGAAAAGCAACGGCACUUUAGAGCGCUCCAAAUCUGCUGUGGAAAUCAAACUGAAAGAGGAUGCCACUGUAACGGCGACGAUGGACGACAUGUCUGAGCAGAAGAAGUCCAACAAUGAUUCAGAUCAAGAGAUCACCAGCAUCGAGUUAUACAACCUGCCAUUGAGCAAACAAUUGACCGAGGAGUUUAUUCGCACUGAACGGAUGUUCAAUCCAGACGAGGAUAAUUCUCUGGCCAGAAUCGUGAAUGAUGGCCAGGUGGUGAAGAGUCCGACCCCAAGAGAAGUGGAACUCGAUUUCCAGUUGGCUAAUGAGAAACGAUCCUCCGAGGAGAACAAGCAUGAAACCGGAAACGAACCGGAUAAUAAUUCUAUGUCGGAGAAGUCGGAGGAUUUCAGUCGCGCCUUGCGCUAUUUCGAGUUGCACGCGGCUUCCCCAGAGCCGACAACAAAAGUCAACCUGACGCAGCUGGACGAGUGGAAGGAAGAAACAGCACCCAUUAACGACGCUUCACUUUAUAUCGGUAGACAAGAAGUUGUAGAAGAACCUAUCUUAAAAGUGACUGUAGAUACGGGGUGUCGCGGUUGUGAGGAUAGGUGCAGUCAACACAGCGCUGACUGCAAACGUGAGAAGUACGCUGAUAGACAGCAUCGCGUGAUAGUGCGAUCGUUCUUGGAUGACAAGACAGGCUCAAAAGAAAGUACGGAGAGAGAAACAGAACGGACAUCUACACCGAUUCAUCUACGAGUACACGCGUCCAAGUCGGAAUCAUCGGUCAGACUCGACAAAUCUCAGGACAAGGAUGAGAACGCAGAAGGUAAGAAUGGCGGUACCUUUUCUACGUUCCACGCACAUCGGACAAAGUUCGAACAGCAGAAUACGGAUAGCCAGCAACGCGACAGGUACUCGCCGAUUAAAACAAAAUCGCCGACCGACACUGCGUUUACUGAUACGCACUUUGCCAGACGUAUUGUUAAUGUCUCCAACCGUGAUGACGAAGAGGAAGAGGAUGAAUACGAAUUCGGCACGAACAUAACAGCAAAUAACAAGAGCUUGUCCUCGCCUAAGGAAGAUCGUCAUAAUAUCAGUAGCGUUAGCGUGUCAAGCGGCGAGAAUAGUGAGGAUAGCGGUUUGGUCCGAGAGUCAAUGGACUACAGCAAUCCACAGGACACGGAAAGUCGUUCAUCUUUGCCUAAUACGCCUGUAUCGCCAAACGCUAUCCAAAAGAUGACCUAUGUCACAGAGAUCAAGGUGUCAUCCAAUAGGGAAGGUGUUCGCGAGACUAACAAUGAGAACGAAGAAAUAACAACAGGAACUAAUGGCGAAUCGCGGAAACCAGCGCGACACGAGAUAAAGGUGACGUCAAACGGUAAGCCUACAUCUGGCAAGAAACCACCUGUGCCGCCGAGACGAUCAGAUAUCACGAAGAGUCCGAAGGAGGACCGAACGGACAAGCAGAUUGUCUACGUAUCCGAGUAUAAGUCCGCAGCGGGCAAAGGAGCCCAGAUCUUGGACGUGCAUCCAGGAUCGGAAAUCAAGCAGUCGGAGAACAAGAAGUUCGAACACUGGAUCUUCAGAUCUGACAAGGAGCAGAAUCGCUGGAACCCUGGUUCUGGCCAACCACAGCCCGUGACGAACAUCAUGUUCUCAUCUAGGGAUGAUACGAAUUAAAAUGUUCGCGACUUCCUUAAAGACGCGAACAGUAAUCGGUAAUUGUGUAUUAUUCAGUUUAGGAGAGAUAUUUUAUUUUAUAAAUGUUGGAAAUGAGGUUUCUUCGUGCGAAGUUUCUUUGUGAAGACGAGUAACGAUUGUAGCGAUUAAUAAAAAAGCGAUCGUAUUAACGUUAAACCAAGAUUGUAUGAAUGUUAUACUAAGAACUUUGAGAUAACGUCCUUUCUAAGAUAACUGAUUCGAGCAGAUUUCGAAUAGAAACAAGACUAAGUGUCGUAACAAUAAUCUUAAAAUGAAUAUUUUUAUAUAUAAUAUCAAUUUUUUAAAUCAAUUUUUCUAACUCUUUUUUUUUUACAUUUGGCCCCCUUUUCAUUUCCAGUCUUCAAUUCAGUUUGACCUCAAUGAAUGAUCCAGAUAAAAAGCGAGAACGUAUCUAUAAGUCUAAAAGGAGAAAAUAUGAUUAACUUUAUGUCACGUAUGUGUUGAUGCAUUUCUUUAAGUGAUACGUACUUCACAUAACUUAUAAAAUACAUACACUGUACAUCUAGAAAAAUUCCUUUAAUGAUUUUACUGAGAAGUUUUAUCCUUCAGUUGGAGAAAUAUCUUUGUAUCUGAAAUGCGAAUAUAUAUGUAAGAUAUUAAAACUUAUAGUCACAAUUUUUUUAGAA
Messenger RNA from Trachymyrmex septentrionalis, 4439 nucleotides. RefSeq lists its product as uncharacterized. Bases 97 to 3771 code for a protein of 1224 amino acids. Gene Ontology annotation, molecular function: protein binding. The record is from RefSeq and is a predicted model, not a curated record. The transcript is spliced from 4 exons. NCBI's taxonomy places the organism in Eukaryota, Metazoa, Arthropoda, Insecta, Hymenoptera, Formicidae.